AUGGGUGCGCAGCAGUCAAAGGACUCGCCUGAGGUGAUGGCAGCUGUCGCACAUGAAAAAGCCAUAUUAGAACGUCUGCAGGCGCUUAGCUCAGAAGACGGCUUUGUCCAUGUUGAUCACGAAAAGGGAGCACUCUUCAAUGGUGGCAUAUCUAGACAGCCGGAAAAGCUGGCUAUUGAACUUACGCAGAAUUGGCAAUCUAAGGUGCUUGCAGAUCCUAAGAACAGAUUAGCCCUCUCGGCUUUCAGCUCUGCGAACCCUCGAGAUGUUCUGGCUUCUCGGGCGACUAAGAUUACGGACCAGCAUGUGUUCAAUGUUCGCAUCCCGUUCGAGGGCGCUCCUAUCACAAAUCAGCGAUCCUCGGGACGAUGCUGGCUAUUUGCCAGUACUAAUAUAUUCCGGAUUGCUAUCAUGAAGAAGUACAACUUAGACUCCUUCGAGCUAUCACAGGCUUAUCUGUUUUUCUGGGACAAGCUUGAGAAGUCUAAUUUCUUUCUCGAGAAUAUCAUCGAGACUGCUGAUCAACCGUUGGAUGAGAGACUAGUCCAAAGACUACUUGCUGACCCUAUCAGCGAUGGUGGUCAGUGGGAUAUGGUUUAUAACCUGGUUGAAAAGUAUGGUCUUGUACCCCAGACUCUGUACCCUGAUAGCUGGAAUGCUAUGACGAGCAGUACUAUCAACUCUAUCGUUAUCGCUAAACUACGCGAGUAUGCUGUUGUCCUGCGCGAUUUAGCCAAAGGCUCGGCGACAACUGCUGCGAGUCUGUCGGCUAUCAAGGACAAGAUGCUACGAGAGGUGCACCUUAUCUUGACGUUGACCUUAGGACCACCACCUAGCACUUCCGAGGAGUUCGAAUGGAAUUUCCUAGACAAGGAAGGGAGGGCACGUUCGGUCGUUGCGACGCCGUACAAGUUUGCCAAGGACAUCUCGUCGCAGGAGUUCCGCAUUACCAGCUCUGCUAUCUCUAGUAUGGUCUCCCUAGUUCACGACCCGCGCCACGAGCCUCUAAGCCUGAUGACUGUCGACCGUCUGGGCAAUAUCGUAGGCGGUAGGGGAAUCACGUACAUCAACGUUGAUAUCGAGACCUUGAAGCAGGCGUGCAUAUCCAUGCUACGAGCCGGAUUGCCCGUCUUUUUCGGGUCCGACGUGGGCAAGUACAGCGAGCGGGGUAGCGGUAUUAUGGAUCUAGACCUUUUUGAUUACGAGCUUGGCUUUAACGUCAACCUCUAUGGAAAGCUGAACAAAGCGGCUCGCCUCCGCGUCGGCGAGUCCGCGAUGACCCAUGCCAUGGUGCUGACGGCGGUCCACGUCGACGGCGACGGUCGGCCCGUCCGCUGGAAGGUGCAGAAUAGCUGGGGCACGGAUGUCGGGUCCAAGGGAUGGUUCGUGAUGAGCGACCGCUGGAUGGACGAGUUUGUAUACCAGGCUGUGGUUGACCCGAAGUUCCUCGCUAGAAAGGUUAGAGACGUGCUAACUAAGGAGCCGAUUGUGCUGCCCCUAUGGGAUCCUAUGGGGAGCUUGGCUUAA
Daldinia childiae is the source of this 1527-nucleotide messenger RNA. Its product is annotated as Bleomycin hydrolase. Gene Ontology annotation, molecular function: cysteine-type aminopeptidase activity. Gene Ontology annotation, cellular component: cytoplasm. NCBI's taxonomy places the organism in Eukaryota, Fungi, Ascomycota, Sordariomycetes, Xylariales, Hypoxylaceae. The coding region runs from base 1 to 1527 and encodes 508 amino acids. Gene Ontology annotation, biological process: L-homocysteine catabolic process; response to toxic substance; proteolysis. The record is from RefSeq and is a predicted model, not a curated record. The transcript has 2 exons.